Molecule: messenger RNA, 2313 nt
Organism: Corticium candelabrum
Lineage: Eukaryota; Metazoa; Porifera; Homoscleromorpha; Homosclerophorida; Plakinidae
Exons: 8
Coding region: 1-2313 (770 amino acids)
Biological process (GO): DNA integration; proteolysis
Molecular function (GO): aspartic-type endopeptidase activity; nucleic acid binding
Source: RefSeq, a predicted model, not a curated record
AUGGUUACCGCUAAUAUUGAGCAGCAACAUCUUUCUUUUUUGGUGGAUACAGGAGCAGACAUCAGCUUGAUACCACUCGAUAUUGUUCAGAUGAACCACAUGACGGUUAGAAGGAAUAUUGUUCGCCAACCAAUAAUGGUUGAUGGUACUACCUUACAGUGUGAGGGAACUGUAGUUACGUCGUUUCGGUUGGGAUCUCAAAAGGUAUACAGUUCAUUUUACGUUGUGAAAGGAAUCGACUGUGGGGUUUUGGGCACUGAUGUUCUAGGAAAAGGGAGAGAUGUUCCGGUGAGAGUUAUGAAUGUUUGCACAGAACCUGUAGUAAUACAUAAGGGACAGAGUUUGGCGGAAUUUACUGAAGCAACUGCGUUGGAUGGGGUGGAUCGAAGUCCAGCUGGAAAGAGUACAGAUAUUUACAACCCAACGGUUGACAUAGAUCUGGGCAAUGAAGAGUAUUCGGUGGAUGUUGAACAUACGACUCUGCUUACUACCAAAACUCCAAUAGCUUGCCGCCCUCGACGUCUACCUACAAGAUGGAAAGCUGAGGUUGAAGAUGAGUUAGAAAGAGUGAUGGGGAGUCUUCGUUUAUGCGUAGACUACAGACAGUUAAAUGGUAAAACCAAAGACACAGCAAUACCAGCUGGAAAUCUUCAAGAGGUGAUCGAGUCACUAUCAGGAGCAAAAUUUUUUAGCAUCUUGGACUUGGCAAGAGGAUAUUUUCAAGAGCCAAUCGUGGAAAAGGAUAAGAAAAAGACAGCGUUCCGGACACCUUCAGGUUUGUAUGAAUUCAACAGAAUGCCCUUUGGGUUGAAGGGAGCUCCAGCAACGUUUUGUCGAAUGAUGUCACUAGUUCUGGGACACUUAACACCUAUUCGGCUAGUCCUCUAUAUGGAUGAUCUCUCAUUUACAACUCUUCACAAACACGGACUUCGACUUAAUGCGAAGAAAUGUCAAUUUGUUACAACUCAGGCAAUAUUCUGUGGAUUUCGUAUUAGUGCAGAAGGAAUUAAUCCUGAUCUAGAGAAGGUUGCUGCUAUUGAAAGAAUACCUACACUCACUACUGUCAAGGAGGUGAAGGUUUCUUGGGCAUCACUGGUUUUUAUCGUCGAUUUACUCCACGAUGCAUUUAAUACUUUGAAGCGAAAACUGUCUACAGCACCGAUCUUGGCUCAUCCUGUGGCAGAUAAACCAUUCGUUUUGACUACAGAUGCAUCAACUGUAGGGAUUGGUGCAGAACUGGCACAAGAAAGUUCAGAAGGACUACGGCCGUUUGCAUAUUUUAGUAGAGUUUACCUAAGACAGAGAGACGCUACUCUACAUAUGAUAGAGAAUUUCGCUUACUACGCUUACUACGGGAGAAGGCAUUCGCAGAUUGUCGUACCUAUUGCUCUGCUACCUGAAGUACUUCGGCUGGCGCAUGAUAAUGCCUUCUCAGAACAUCAGGGUGUCAAGAAGACAUUGACUCGGACAUUGGAUCGAUUUUGGUGGAGCACUGUAAACAGAGAUGUAAUGGAUUACACCAAAUCUUGUCAUCCAUGUGAGGAAAGGAUGCCACCACAUCAAAGAGCGCGAGCUCCAUUGAAAGAACGCCCUAUAGCAGAGAAACUGUUUGAGAGAGUCGAAAUAGACAUUAAAGGACCGUUACCUCGAACCGAAAAGGAAUCACAAUUUAUCUUAGUUAUUCAGGAUGCAUUUCCAAAUAUGUGGAAUUGUGCUCAUUGCAACGACAGACAACAGAAGAAUCAACAUGGAAUACGACACACUAAGUCAACGACAUAUCACCCCCAAGCAAAUGGUGCGGUAGAACGUUUCAACAGGACAUUGGGAGAAAUGCUAGCAAGGGUGAUAGAUUCUAACCAUACAACAUGGCAAAGCCAUUUGACACAAGUCCAACUGGCCUAUAAUACGUCGUACCAUGAGUCGAUUGGAGACAUUCCAUAUAGAGUUAUUUUCAAAGAGAUGCCUAGAACGUUGUUACAAGCUGCAGCAGAUUCUGUGUGCAGGGUAACAGAACACAAGACGACAUCACCAAUGGCUUAUGUAGAGAACAGUUUGACAUCUGUUCCUGACAUAUACCAAAAGGUAAAGAAAAACUACAGCCAUAAGUCAAAUGAAAGACAGAGACAGUACAACAAAUCAAAGUUGCACUUCACCCCAUACAGUGUUGGAGAUCUAGUGUGGAUUACACGUCCUAGUGGAGUGAAACAAGUAUCUCGUUCUUUCUGUCCACGAUGGAUGGGACCUUAUAAAGUUGUUAAAAAGAUAUCCGACGUAGUCUACAAGGUUCGUCGACCAUAUGGAGGAAGCAUGUGA